Ixodes scapularis (black-legged tick) is the source of this 859-nucleotide messenger RNA. RefSeq names its product zinc finger BED domain-containing protein 4-like. The transcript has a single exon. The record is from RefSeq and is a predicted model, not a curated record. The coding region runs from base 40 to 774 and encodes 244 amino acids. Gene Ontology annotation, molecular function: protein dimerization activity. Lineage: Eukaryota; Metazoa; Arthropoda; Arachnida; Ixodida; Ixodidae.
ACCAGCCUGCUUGAACUGAAGGAGCCUUUGCGCCGCUCCAUGGAGGACAGCAGUACCAUUAAAUCGUCGAUUCCCCACCUCACAGACGUCGAUUGGGACAUGUUGGAGCAGCUUCGGGAAGUUCUGAAGCCCCUGCUCGACAUUACUGAGCUCCUUGGAGGGGACAAGUACGUUACUCGGUCUGUACUUAUUCCAGCCUUAAAACUGCUAAAGAAUAAAAUGAGGACAAAUGACUGUGACCCUGCCUUCAUCUGCCGCUUCAAGGCCAUGCUUGUGGACUCUAUCGAUGAGAGGCUUCGCGCGUGGCCGCGGUACAACGAUUAUGAACUGGCAACGUGUCUCGAUCCUCGUUUCAAGAGCCUCGCAUGCAUCGAAAAAGAUCGCCGCGAACUUGUGUGGGAAAGGCUUUCCCAGCUAACACAUGCGUCUUCGGACGACGGUUCUACUGAUCUGACGCCCAAGAAAAAAAGAAAAUACGUUUUCUCGGAGGAAAACGAAGAGCCCACCAUCUCCUGCCAAGUGUCGCUUUAUCGAUCGAUGGCCGAGGUGACGGACGAUGAACUGGACCCCCUACAGUGGUGGCGAGCUCAGGGCUCCCUGUUUCCUCAAAUUGUGCCAAUUGUGAAGAGGGUGAUGUGUGUCCCAGUCACCUCAACGCCCUGCGAGCGUCUGUUCAGCGCAGCAGGGAUGAUCGUCAACAAACAAAGAAACUCGCUCCUGCCGGAAAAUGUCAACAAACUUCUUUGCCUCCGCAGCUGGGGUUGUGAUCUGUGAGUGCGUUACAUCAACGUUUAUUCUCAAUUAAGUUUGUAUAUAUGCGCCGUUUAUCAUACAAUAAAACAAAUUGUAAGGACAAAAU